Lodderomyces margitis is the source of this 678-nucleotide messenger RNA. RefSeq lists its product as uncharacterized. Bases 1 to 678 code for a protein of 225 amino acids. The transcript has a single exon. The record is from RefSeq and is a predicted model, not a curated record. NCBI's taxonomy places the organism in Eukaryota, Fungi, Ascomycota, Pichiomycetes, Serinales, Debaryomycetaceae.
AUGUCAACAUUUAAGAAUUUAAUCGUCUUUGGUGCACAUGGUAAAGUGGGCCAACAUUUGAUAAAGUUAAUUGCCAAGCUGAGUGUCAAUGCCACUGCAGUAGUUAGAAAUGACGAGCAAGCAGCAACUAUCAAGGAAAUUUCAUCCGGUGGUUCCAACAUCACUUCAGCUAAAUUAGAUCUUGCAGAUGCUUCAGUUUCAGACUUGGCAAAAAAUAUUAAAGGACACGAUGCUGUGGUCCUAACUGUUGGUUCUGCUGGAAAGAAUUUAUUGCAAGUUGAUUUGGAUGGAGUGGUUAAAGCUUUUGAAGCUACUGUUGAGGCCAAAGUCAGAAGAUUGGUCAUUGUUAGUGCAUUGUUUGCUGAAAACCGUGAGGCUGGGUUGAAGUCAGGACUUAGAAACUACUAUAUUGCCAAGCACUAUGCUGACCGUAUUUUGGUUGAUGAAUUUGGCGACAAGUUGGAUUACACUAUUGUCAAACCUACCAUUUUGACCGACGAUUCACCUAAAGGCAAGAUCAGGAUCGUACAGAGCCCCAACGACGACUAUGGAACUAUCACCAGGGCAGAUGUUGCCCAGGUCCUCUUUGAUACUCUCGGAUUUAAGGACACAUUUGGCAAGAGCUAUGACAUUGCUAAUGGAGACAAGAGCAUUGAAGAUCCAAAGACCUACCAAUAG